UCUUUCCUCUGAUGGAUUACUGAGUGCUUAUUUGAUCCAUGAUUGUCAAUCAUCCAUCCUUGCAACAUUUAACAAAAUACAGACCCACUCUGUUCUCAGAAAGCACCACACAGAGAUUCUGAGGCACUAAUCAGGAUGUAGAAAAACACCCCAGUCACCCUGCAUUGGAAACGGAGAAGUGCUUUCGGAGCCAUACUUCCUGCUGCGAGGUCAUUAGCAGUGCGUCCGUCCACAGCAAAGUGUUUUGCCACAGGAUGGAAAUUAUCUGGUCCCACCCCUGGAUAUGAUCAACCUUCAUAGACUGUGCAUUAUACAUGUAGCCAUCUCUGCGACCUGCAAAGAUGAAAAGGGAAAGCAGGAGAUGGAAACUGGUCAGCAGCCUUCUGGUUUAUCAGCCACACUUACAAAGGUCAAAUGUGCAAAGCGUCAGAAGACAGUGGUUAGAGUGAGAUUCUACAUGCUCUCAAUGAAGAAUAAAGCAUGCAGGAAGAACCUUUCAAAAGGUUACAACCAGAGACCUGAAGGAAGCAAGGAAGAAAGCCACAUGGUUGUCAAAGAGAAGAGGAAAGGAGAUCACUAAGCUGGAUGACGUUUUCUGUUUCUUUGAAAACAGAGAAGAUGACAAGUUAGGGAGAGAUCAGAGGUCAUACUGUGAAGCACCUUUAGAUAAACGGCAGGGACUUUGGAUUUUCUUUUUGAAUAUAAGCAUAAUCCAUUGAAAGGUCUCAUGCAGGGAAGUGGCAAAACACUUUUAAAAUUUUUCAUCUUUUCUUUCUGAAGUAGAGUUCACUCUCCAUUUAUUUGUCUUCUUUGAUAUCUCUCAAUAGAAUGUUGCAGUUUUAGUAUUCUCCUUUUAAACAUUUGUUUAACUUUCUUGUUCUUCUAAAUAAUAAUUUAUUUUCCUUAUUUUCAUCAUUAGUGUCCCUGAAAUGCCAGAGUUUCAGACUAGGUCUACUACUCACCACACAAAAAGCCAAUCACUGAGACACAAGUAUUGUCAAGUAAGAAGGCUUUAAUCAAGUGCUGCAGCCUAGUUGAUGAGAGAUUAGUCUCAAAUCCACCUCCCUGAUGGACUAAAAUCAGGGGAUUAUGUAGUAGAGAAGAAAUGUAACUACAUGUGAGGAAAUAGGAAUCAGGGAGGGAUAAGCAAGAGGAGUUGGUCAAAAAGACACGGGUGGUCAGUUAGGCCACCAUGAUGGGUGAGGGGUCUGGCAUCCCAUUGUCUAGAUGCAGUGAUCUGGUGAGUUUCAGCUCCUUGAUACUAUCUGGGAAGCCUGAGGGUUGGUUUCCUAAGAAACGACCUCAGAUAAGAGAGAAAUGUCGCUUUCUUAAGUUUCAUGACUAGGAAGGUCAAUUUCUAUGUUUAUUCAAAAAAACCCAUAAAUAUCAGUUCUAUGGGACAACUGCACCAGUUUCAUCAGCACUUUAGCAAAAAACAUCUUAUUGGUUCCUUCAGUAGUUAAUUCUUAGGUUCUAUGAACACAGUGCUGUACCAAUGAUUCAUAAGUAAGUCUUUGCAGAUCCAUUCAAGAACAUAAACUUCUAGGGAGCUAGGGAGAAUGGUUUGGGAUUACCUUUACAUCUGGUCCGCUCUAGUCACCUCAGAAGAGACAGGGGGACAGAUUCAAGCACAUUAAAAUCAGAUGAGCUGUACCUUCCUCUUAAUUUUGCUAUGAAUCUAAAACUGCUCUAAAAUAAAUAGUCUUUUAAAAAAUCAGAUGAGUGCUUUCUAGGAAAACUGUGACCUCAUCCGACAAACUCUUACAGUUCUCUGGCUCUGGUGGACUUUGGUUCCCAGGCCCUUAGAUCUUUCCUAAAUUAAAUGCCUUAGAUCAGCAUCCCCCAAAAUAUAUGUGGAGGCUCAGAUCCUAAAGGUCUGGAUUCUAACGCGCAACAAAAUUUGGGAAUAACUAUUCAAGACUAACCUUUGAUCUCCUACUUUUUUUUGGAAGAUCCGGGAUUCCCUAUUACUGUACUAGCAGUAAUCAGGCCAGGCCUUGGAAAGCAAGUAAUCUGAUUGGAGUUGCUCAACAUGAAAUUGCCAUGAAGUCAAGUUUCCAAUUCAGAGAA
Molecule: messenger RNA, 2070 nt
Organism: Pan troglodytes (chimpanzee)
Lineage: Eukaryota; Metazoa; Chordata; Mammalia; Primates; Hominidae
Exons: 4
Coding region: 284-580 (98 amino acids)
Source: RefSeq, a predicted model, not a curated record